This is a messenger RNA of Chelmon rostratus (copperband butterflyfish), 1711 nucleotides long. RefSeq lists its product as uncharacterized. Bases 136 to 1056 code for a protein of 306 amino acids. The record is from RefSeq and is a predicted model, not a curated record. The transcript is spliced from 7 exons. NCBI's taxonomy places the organism in Eukaryota, Metazoa, Chordata, Actinopteri, Chaetodontiformes, Chaetodontidae.
UUACACGGAGCACGUGAAGGCAUCAGUUGGUCAACGUGCGUUUGUGUUGUGUCUCUCCGCCCUGACGGCAACAGACAGCGAGCCAGCGGCGGAGCGAAGAGCGCUACACGGCAAGAGCAGCGAAAAGCGGCCAAAAUGAGGGACAACAGUUUGUCUAGGAUUGUUGUUAUUAUCGUAUGUGCGGCGGUUUUUAUUGCCGUUUUAGUUGUGAACGCUUUGGCUGGAGCGGGCAAAGGUCCAUUCCACACCAGCACAGGUAAUGUGUCGGCACGCUUUGAAACAGACAUCACUCCAGCUGGCUGGACCUUCUCUAUCUGGGGUGUCAUCUAUACCUGGCUCACCCUGAUGGUCAUAUACAUCACUACAUAUGUAUUCAGAGGAUCCUGGGCUCAGUGUCUGCUGCCCUACGCCUUCUAUUUCUGCUGGCUGGCCAACAUGGUGUUGAACAUAACAUGGCUGCUGCUGUGGGACAAAGAGAUGAUGCUCGCAGCUCUGGUUGUAUUAAUCAUGAUAGCGGUUUCCAACUACGGUGCUUUGUUCUUCUGUUGCUUUGCAACCGAUUACUAUGGACUCUGGUUACAGACCUACCAUCGCAAAGACCUGGCCUGCCUUAGAAUACUGGUCCAGAAUGGUUUGGCUCUCUACAACACAUGGACAUCCAUCGCCUCUCUGAUCAACUUCUCACUGGUUCUCCAGCUGUGGGGUGUGGACAAGAGCACCGCAGCCACAGCAUCUCUGUGCAUCCUGUUUGGAGAGGUGAUGGGAUGGUUCGUCCUUGAGAAUUGGGUGCUGGACCGUUGGGUGCGCAACAUCCUGACAGUGUACCCUGUGGUGAUUGUGGCUCUGAUCGGAAACAUCUGGAAACAUUACAACCGAGCUGACCCCACUACUAAUGCUGUGUUUAUGAUUGUGCUGCUGGUGUUAGCGUGUGUCCUGCUGUUGUUCCGAAUCUGUACCGUCAUCUGGAGGAACUGCAGGCGGCCUCUUCACUCCCCAGGCUCAGCACGGCUGAUGAUAUCACCUCUUGAUGGCAGCAAAUUCAAGAUCUUUGCUUAAACAAUAGACACUGUUACAGUGCCUCCUGUCCCACUGCAGCCUUUUAACUCUCAGCCCAGACCUAUAAUUAUGUACAUUUUCACACAAGCCACCGUACUAAAAUACAAAUCUGCUGAGUGUAAAGGCGUGCAGCCUGUGACGGUGUUUUACUCGUCAUGGAUUUGCAUAAACAACACUCUUAAGAACUCGGUUUCUUUCAGUGGAAUGUCUGAAAUUGGCUUGAUGAGGAAGGAAGUAGUGGUGUUCAGGGUCUUUAACGGGAAGAUGGGGAAACCUUCCCUCUGUUUUCCUCCCCUCUCAAACAGCAGUUAGGACAGUGCAACAGUGUUUUUACAUCUGAAACACUCUCUUUGAAAUACUAAUAAACUACUGCUGUCACUACGUUUUAAUAUUAUUUCGUAUGUUUACUACAUUCUAUACAAAUGCAUGCGUGUGAUAUGACUAUCGUGUUUUGUAUUGCUAUUAUUUUCCGUCAGUUGUAUUAUUGCAUUUAUGGCCUUUUCUAUUUGUUUCUAUGGAGUGACACUUGAUUCAUAUACUGUCAUUAUACAGAAUGGUGGCUUUUUUUGGCAAUAUAAUUUUAACAAAUGUUAUUUUAGUACUUAAGAACUUUGUAGAAUUCAUUCUGAAUUUCAAUAAAAGCAUCAUUUUCCAC